AUGUUUUUCACCCCAAGACUGCCGUUUUUCCGCAUCGCUUGCUACCAGGUCAUCUGUGCGUCGCGGCCGUUGCCGUGCCACCGAUUCCCUCGCAGUGGGGGGACGUAUGAUCGAUGGAGCGACGAACGCCGCGAACCACUGAGCGGCUUGCCAACCGGUUACCAAUACCUACUUCCGAGCCAACUUUUAAUCGAAGCGCUCUCCGUCGGUCGCUUACGCUGGUGA
Molecule: messenger RNA, 225 nt
Organism: Soboliphyme baturini
Lineage: Eukaryota; Metazoa; Nematoda; Enoplea; Dioctophymatida; Soboliphymatidae
Source: the annotation of a GenBank genome assembly